Physcomitrium patens is the source of this 1641-nucleotide messenger RNA. RefSeq names its product syntaxin-124. Gene Ontology annotation, biological process: exocytosis; vesicle fusion; intracellular protein transport. NCBI's taxonomy places the organism in Eukaryota, Viridiplantae, Streptophyta, Bryopsida, Funariales, Funariaceae. Gene Ontology annotation, molecular function: SNAP receptor activity; SNARE binding. The record is from RefSeq and is a predicted model, not a curated record. Gene Ontology annotation, cellular component: SNARE complex; endomembrane system; plasma membrane.
GUCGGAAGAUUCUGCGACGUUAUGAUUGCAGGAUGGAUACUUCCUUUGUAUUAUGGUUUUGUUAUUUUAUUAUUGUUAUUAUUAUUAUUUUUUUUGUUUCUUCUGUUUAGAAGAGAUGAGGUCGUGCGAAUGCGCGUCACUGUGAGAAGAAAGUGUAUUCAACGGCGAGAGGGUGGUGCUCACUCGCUGCUGCCACACGGUAAUGAAAGAGCUGAUUACGUUCAGGGCUCUCGAAAAAGAGUUGUUCCUUCAAAUUUACGCGUGAUGACGCGUAAAUUUUUAUGACGUCGUGGAUCUGUUCAUUAAGCAACAUGCGCUGUGUUUUUGAGUCUAGUACGUUUCAGAGAGCCGUUCAAUGGUUUUGCUUUCUGAGUGAUACACGAGACGUUGUUGAGAAGAGAGGGUUUUUGGGGUUGUGAAUUUGGUGAGUGGUUGAGGGUUUUUGGUAGAAACCGAAACAGUUGAAAGCCUGAGACAACGUUGAGACAACGUCGAGACAGUGCAUGCAGUAAUCGCAAUCACGGUGAGGUCUCUACAAGCGUCUGGGCGCCAUGAAUGACUUACUAGCGAGGGGUCUGAACCGGGGAGUUCGAUAUGACGAGGACGAUCGUCAGAACGACCUCGAGAAUGGUGUGAAGCAUUUCCCACCCAGCGUACAGUUGACGAACAUGAAGGCCAACACCGACGGUAUGGGUGAUUUUUUGAGGCAUAUUGAAGUGGUGCAAGCAGAAGUGAACAAGAUGAAUCAGCAGCUCGUGAGCCUCCAGAAUGUAAACGAGAAGAGUAAAGGGGUUUACAGGGCAGACGAAUUAAAAGCUCUCCGCGCCCAAAUGGACGCGGAAAUCGCGUCCGCGACAAAAAGGGCGCGGUUCAUCAAGGUUAAGCUUGAGGAGCUGGAUCGGUCCAAUAUUGAGCACCGUCAGGUGAGAGGAUGUGAAGCGGGGACAGCCUCAGACCGGCAGAGAAUAUCAUUAACGGAGAAUCAGCGGAAGAAGGUGAAGGAAUUGAUGGACGCGUUCCAAUCUUUGCGUUCGAAGAUGGUGGAUGGCUAUAAGGAGACCAUAGAGCGCAGAUACUACACCAUCACCGGGGAGCAAGCCGACGAGGAAACUAUCGAGAACCUGAUAAGCACCGGCGAGAGCGAAACCCUCCUGCAGCAAGCGAUUCGCGAGCAGGGUCGUGGCCCCGUGCUGGAGGCUGUCCGGGAGAUUCAAGAGCGGCUAGAUGGAGUGAAAGAGAUUGAGAAGCACAUGCUGGAGCUUCACGCCAUCUUUAUGGACAUCUCUGUCUUGGUGAGUGCACAAGGGGACAUGAUCAACGACAUUGAAUCAAAUGUCCAACGUUCGUAUUCCUACAUCAAGAAGGGUGGCGAGCACUUGGAAGUUGCGAAACGUUAUCAGAUGAGCAAAAGAAGGACGACCAUCAUAUGCGUCCUCCUUCUCAUCAUCAUCAUUGCGAUUCUAGUCCUCGUUUUAGUGCUCAAGUUUAAGUAGCCUGGGAAACUCCGGAAACUGUGUAGUUUAAAAUCGUUGAAGACAAAAACGAAGUUCUCAAAAUUGAUAGAAGAGAUUCAUUUCUGUACAGAUUUUUAUUUUUAUCCAAAUUAUUGUCUGGUUGUGCUAUUGGUCAUGUCAUCUAAAA